AUGUCUUUUGCAAAAGUCGCGUCCUCGUCUUCAACGCCCGUAGCACACAAUGCUCUCCCACCGCCUCCCACAGCUUCUGCAGCGCGCUCCUCCCGUAUUGCGCCACAUUCGCAUAUCAAGGGCCUCGGUCUCACUGCGGAGGGCUACAUAGCUGGAGAUGCAGGAGGAUUCAUUGGGCAGGCACUUGCGCGUGAGGCGUGUGGUGUUGUAGUCGAACUCGUCAAGACGAAGAAGUUUUCAGGGCGUGCAUUGCUCCUUGCAGGAGCCCCAGGGACGGGGAAGACGGCGCUAGCCUUGGCGAUUUCUCAGGAGCUCGGUGCGAAGGUACCGUUUUGUCCUAUGGUGGGUUCGGAGGUGUAUAGCACUGAGGUGAAGAAAACGGAAGUUUUGGCGGAAGCGUUCCGUCGGGCAAUAGGUCUGCGGAUAAAGGAGACCAAGGAUGUGUAUGAAGGAGAGGUGACGGAACUGACGCCGACGGAGUCCGAGAACCCUCUGAGCGGGUACGGGAAGACUGUCUCUCAUGUCGUCGUUGGGCUCAAGACAGUCAAGGGCACAAAACAGCUGCGCCUUGAUCCAACCAUCUACGAGGCGAUCCUGAAGGAAAAGAUCGUGGUCGGGGAUGUCAUUUACGUCGAACACAACACAGGCGCGGUGAAGCGUGUUGGACGUUCGGACGCGUACGCAUCCUCUUAUGACUUGGAAUCGGAAACAUAUGUACCUCUCCCCAAGGGCGAGGUACACAAGCGGAAGGAGCUCGUUCAGGACGUGACUCUCGGAGAUCUUGAUGCAGCGAAUGCGCGGCCUCAGGGUGGACAGGACAUCAUGAGUGUGAUGGGCAGCUUGGUGAGGAGUGGGCGGACAGAAGUGACUGAGAAGUUGCGGAGAGAAGUAAAUAAGGUCGUCAAGGGGUACGUCGACCAGGGUGUCGCUGAGGUCGUACCCGGCGUAGUGUUCAUUGAUGAGGUACACAUGCUCGACAUCGAAUGCUUCACAUACUUGAACGCAUUAUUGGAGUCGCCGAUGGCACCAACAGUCAUUUUCGCCACUAACCGUGGAAAUGCUGUCAUCCGUGGAACGACUGACAUUGUCUCACCGCACGGCAUUCCUCUCGAUCUACUUGACCGCUGUCUUAUUGUCAAGACACCAGGCUACGAGCGAGAGGAAAUCGCCAAAGUCAUUCAACUCCGUGCAAAUUUUGAGGGAUUCACAUUGGGCUCCGGUGUGCUGGAAAAAUUGGCAGAGCGUGGAUCCAACAGUUCGCUACGGUAUGCUUUGCAACUGCUAGCUCCUGCCUCAAUCCUCGCUGGCCUCGCCGGCCGCAAGCAGAUUGAGCUCGAGGAUAUCAAUGAGAUGGCCGAGUUGUUCCUAGACGCAAAAGCCAGUGCCGAGAUUAUAAGCAUGGGCAACAACGCGUUGUAA
Messenger RNA from Sparassis crispa, 1419 nucleotides. RefSeq names its product RuvB-like helicase 1. Gene Ontology annotation, cellular component: Ino80 complex; Swr1 complex; R2TP complex. The transcript has 7 exons. NCBI's taxonomy places the organism in Eukaryota, Fungi, Basidiomycota, Agaricomycetes, Polyporales, Sparassidaceae. Gene Ontology annotation, molecular function: DNA helicase activity; ATP hydrolysis activity; ATP binding. The record is from RefSeq and is a predicted model, not a curated record. Gene Ontology annotation, biological process: box C/D snoRNP assembly; chromatin remodeling; regulation of transcription by RNA polymerase II. Bases 1 to 1419 code for a protein of 472 amino acids.